Messenger RNA from Python bivittatus (Burmese python), 2649 nucleotides. NCBI's taxonomy places the organism in Eukaryota, Metazoa, Chordata, Lepidosauria, Squamata, Pythonidae. The record is from RefSeq and is a predicted model, not a curated record.
CACCGACUACAGAUGGGCCGUUUGUUAUAAACUGCACCAAGGGUGCACAAACAGCUUACUCUAAGAAGAGGUGUAAUAUUGAACUUGCAGUCAAAGGCACGUGUGAAGCUAAGAACUAUGAUAAUACAGCAAAUCUUACUGCUGGUGCUGCUCUGGGUAUGCCUGCUACACCCUUGCUCGACAGCAAUGGUAUUCACUAGGACUACAGACCACCAGCCCCCAACUUUCAGAACUCAUGGAGUAGGAAAUGAAGGGAAAGUUCUGCACCGUCAGAAACGAGGCUGGAUGUGGAACCAAUUUUUCUUGUUGGAGGAAUAUACUGGGUCCGACUACCAAUAUGUAGGCAAGCUUCACUCUGACCAGGACAAAGGAGAUGGAUCCCUCAAGUACAUCUUGUCAGGAGAUGGGGCUGGCACUCUUUUUAUUAUUGAUGAGCGAACAGGAGACAUUCAUGCCACAAGAAGAAUUGACAGGGAAGAGAAAGCUUUCUAUACCCUACGUGCCCAGGCUAUUAACCGAAGAACACUUCAGCCAGUAGAACCUGAAUCAGAAUUUGUCAUCAAAAUCCAUGACAUCAAUGACAAUGAGCCAACAUUUCCAGAAGAAAUUUAUACAGCAAGUGUUCCUGAAAUGUCAGUGGUUGGUACUUCUGUUGUUCAAGUCACAGCCACUGAUGCAGAUGACCCUUCUUAUGGAAAUAGUGCCAGAAUUAUCUACAGCAUACUCCAAGGCCAGCCAUAUUUCUCAGUGGAGCCAGAAACAGGCAUCAUUAGAACAGCUCUGCCAAAUAUGAACAGAGAAAACAGAGAGCAAUAUCAGGUUGUCAUCCAGGCAAAGGAUAUGGGGGGCCAGAUGGGCGGAUUAUCAGGAACCACCAUGGUGAACAUCACCCUGACUGAUGUCAAUGACAAUCCACCUCGAUUCCCACAGAGCUCAGUCCACCUACGCAUCCCAGAAUCUUCCCCAGUUGGCACUGCCAUUGGAAGCAUCAAAGCCUCUGAUGCAGACAUUGGGAGAAAUGCAGAACUUGAAUACCGUAUUAUUGAUGGUGAUGGAAGAGACAUGUUUGAUAUUGUUACACAAAAGGAUACACAGGAAGGCAUUAUAACAGUACGAAAGCCAUUGGACUAUGAAAAUCGAAGGCUAUAUACUUUGAAAAUAGAGGCAGAGAAUCUGUAUGUUGACCCACGCUUCUAUUACCUUGGACCUUUUAAAGAUACAACUACUGUGAAAAUAUCUGUGGAAGAUGUGGAUGAACCUCCUAUAUUUAGCAGAUCUUCAUACCUUUUUGAAAUUCAUGAAGAUAUUGAGGUGGGCACCAUCAUAGGCACUGUAAUGGCACGAGAUCCAGAUUCUGCUGCAGGCCCAAUAAGGUUUUCUUUAGAUCGUCACACUGAUCUUGAUAGAAUCUUCAACAUACAUUCAGGAAAUGGAUCUAUUUAUACUUCUAAGAUGCUUGACCGAGAAAUAUCACAGUGGCACAACCUUAGUGUGAUAGCAGCAGAAAUCAACAAUCCCAAAGAGACAACACGUGUUUCUGUGUAUGUACGGAUAUUGGACGUGAAUGACAAUGCACCACAGUUUGCUGUGUUCUAUGACACUUUUGUGUGUGAAAAUGCAAGAGCGGGCCAACUAAUACAGACCAUUAGUGCUAUUGAUAAAGAUGAUCCCCUUGGAGGACAAAAGUUUUUCUUCAGUUUAUCUGCUGUUAAUCCAAACUUCACCGUCCAAGACAAUGAAGAUAACACAGCCCGGAUUUUGACAAGAAGGAAUGGCUUUAGCCGGCAUGAAAAAAGUACAUACCUCCUUCCAGUGGUGAUAUCAGAUAAUGACUACCCCAUCCAGAGUAGCACUGGCACACUGACAAUCAGGGUGUGUGCUUGUGACAGUCGGGGGAACAUGCAGUCCUGCAAUGCUGAAGCUUUGCUCCUCCCAGCGGGCCUUAGCACAGGCGCACUCAUUGCCAUUCUGCUCUGUAUCAUCAUUCUCCUGGUUAUAGUGGUAUUGUUUGCUGCUCUAAAGAGGCAGCGAAAGAAAGAGCCUCUGAUCCUGUCUAAAGAAGACAUCAGAGACAAUAUUGUGAGUUACAAUGAUGAAGGGGGUGGAGAGGAAGAUACUCAGGCUUUUGAUAUAGGCACUUUGAGAAAUCCUGCAGCUAUUGAAGAUAAGAAGCUCCGCCGAGAUAUUAUCCCAGAAACAUUAUUUAUACCACGGAGGACUCCUUCUGCUCCAGAUAACACAGAUGUCCGAGAUUUCAUUAACCAAAGGUUAAAGGAGCAUGAUCAUGACCCCUCUGCACCACCUUAUGACUCCCUGGCAACUUAUGCCUAUGAAGGAAAUGAUUCUAUAGCUGAAUCCUUGAGUUCAUUAGAGUCUGGCACUACCGAGGGAGACCAAAACUAUGAUUACCUCAAGGAAUGGGGCCCUCGGUUUAAUAAGCUUGCUGAGAUGUAUGGUGGAGGCGAAAGUGAUAAAGACACUUCCUAACCUACAGUAGGAUAUAUAGUUCAAUUGAGAGGAAGUAACGUUACAGAUACCUUUUCCACGUGACAAUAUUUGAUGUUCAGGAGCAUUCUCCUAUCACUCAGCACAAUGUUUCUUUUCUUCUUCUUCUUCUUCUUCUUCUUCUUCUUCUUCUUCUUCUUCUUC